AUGGCCUUACCAAAUAACAAUGAUGACCUUUUUAAAGCUCCUCUGCCUACAACACCUUCUCAUCGUCAAAAUAUUUCCUUAAGGAAAUCUAGUAGACGCUCUACAUUCCUUGUUGCACCAGAAGAUCUUUCUGAACCACCUACAGAAAAUCCGAAUAACUCUGAUCUUUACAAUGAGCAACUAAAGCAAGAAUACGAAACCUUAAGGUCACUCAACGACACCCUUCAAACAGUAAUACAGGGUGUGAAUGAUACAUAUACAAAAAUACAAGACUUUGGAGAGUCAGUGAAACAAGCAAGCCAUCUAUUAGAUGUUUGGAUUAAUAUACAAAAAAGAGCGCAAGAUACACAUCAUGUCUUGGAAGACAUGGGCAAUGAAAAAUCAGUGAGUCUUUUUGAUCUAUAA
Molecule: messenger RNA, 405 nt
Organism: Gilbertella persicaria
Lineage: Eukaryota; Fungi; Mucoromycota; Mucoromycetes; Mucorales; Choanephoraceae
Exons: 1
Coding region: 1-405 (134 amino acids)
Biological process (GO): mitotic cell cycle
Cellular component (GO): mitotic spindle; DASH complex
Source: RefSeq, a predicted model, not a curated record